Kickxella alabastrina is the source of this 351-nucleotide messenger RNA. RefSeq lists its product as uncharacterized. NCBI's taxonomy places the organism in Eukaryota, Fungi, Kickxellomycota, Kickxellomycetes, Kickxellales, Kickxellaceae. The transcript is spliced from 3 exons. The coding region runs from base 1 to 351 and encodes 116 amino acids. The record is from RefSeq and is a predicted model, not a curated record.
AUGACAGCACCUGAACUCGAGGGCCUGCGCGAAAUUCUUGGUAAACUGCUUGAGCGCGGCCAGAUUUAUGAGUGUGACGCAGCCUUUGCGUCGCCUGCAUUUGUCAUUAAAAAGAAACUUGGAGGCUACAGACUACUUGUCGACAUGCGGCAAAUGAAUGCAGCAAUUAAGGAUUAUUCAUGGCCGCUGCCUAAUAUCGGCGCUCUAUUGGAUCGCUGCAAUGAAUGUUUCAGUAAUUGCCUCAUGGCCAUUGCCAAUAAAUCCAAAACAGUGUUUAUCUCUUCACCUUCACUGAACAUUCAUAGAACUCCCAGAUUCCAGCAAAAAAUAAAAACUGAAAUUAAUGAAUAA